Molecule: messenger RNA, 1866 nt
Organism: Sphaerodactylus townsendi
Lineage: Eukaryota; Metazoa; Chordata; Lepidosauria; Squamata; Sphaerodactylidae
Gene: OSCP1
Product: organic solute carrier partner 1
Exons: 11
Coding region: 200-1369 (389 amino acids)
Biological process (GO): transport
Cellular component (GO): plasma membrane; cytoplasm
Source: RefSeq, a predicted model, not a curated record
GCUGCUCUCUUUGCCGGGAGUGGGUGGAGCGGGCGAAGCCUCGGAGAACGUCAAGUCCCACCUGUCACGAAGACGCCCUGCGAUUGGCUCGUUCCCCGUCUCCGAGCAACAGGGUUGGCGUCGUCAAAGUGGCUCCCGAAACUCGCUCGGUGGGGUGACAUUUCCAGCCAGGCCGGGGCCUGGGCCGCAGUCGGGCGCCAUGUCGACGCGGACGCUGCCACUUCUGUUCCUUAACCUAGGCGGGGAGAUGCUCUACAUUCUGGACCAACGGCUGCGCGCGCAGAGCAUUCCGGGAGAGAAGGCGCGCAAAGAUGAAUGGACUGAUGUGGACAGGAGACGAGUUAUGAAUGACAUCAUUACAACCAUGUUCAAUAAAAAGUUUAUGGAGGAGUUGUUUAAACCACAGGAGCUCUAUUCCAAGAAGGCCUUGAGAACCGUGUAUGACCGGCUAGCGCACGCAUCCAUCAUGAGGCUGAACCAAGCCAGCAUGGAUAAGCUCUACGAUCUUAUGACCAUGGCCUUCAAGUACCAGGUUCUACUCUGCCCUCGGCCCAAAGACAUUCUGCUCGUCACUUUCAACCACUUGGAUUCCAUCAAGGAUUUUAUCCAAGAUUCACCCAGCAUUCUGAAUCAAGUCGAUGAAACCUUUCGGCAGCUAAUUGAUACAUAUGGAUCACUCUCUGAUGGGGAAUUUCAGCUCAUUCGGCAAACAUUGCUCAUCUUCUUUCAGGACAUGCACAUCAGGGUCUCCAUCUUCUUAAAAGAUAAAGUUCAGAACUCCAAUGGCCGCUUUGUGCUCCCGACCUCGGGUCCAGUUCCUUGGGGGACAGAGGUUCCAGGACUCAUCAGGCUUUUCAACAAUCAAGGGGAUGAAAUUAAAAGGACUGAAUUUGUUCAUGGUGGGAAUUAUCUCCUUCCUCUCCGGGAAGGCUCAUUCGACCUUUAUGGAGACAGAGUCAUUAAACUGGGAACAAACAUGUAUAGCAUCAGCCGGCCUGUAGAGACACACAUGUCAGGAACAGCCAAAAAUACAGCGUCCCGUAUAAAGGAGAAUGCCACUCCCAACCCUCUAGCCAAAGAAGAGCUGAACUUUUUGGCCAGGCUGAUGGGUGGCCUGGAGAUAAAGAAGCCCCUGGGCACUGAGGCAGGCUUCCGGCUGAAUCUCUUCACCACAGAUGAAGAAGAAGAACACGCAGCUCUGACACGUCCGGAGGAACUCUCUUAUCAGGUUGUGAGCAUACAAGCUGACCAGGACCAAGAGCGGAAUGAGGAGCUGAGCCGAAUCAUGGAAGAGUUUGAGGUGGCAGAGCAGCCCCAGCAGAGCACCAGCAAGGGAGCUGACUUACUAGCCAUGAUGGACGAGCUGUAAGGCCUGGCUCUGGGGAACAGAAUUGUCUGGGCAGCAUGUCAUAUCCAGUCCCUCGUAGAACUCAGCCACCAGCCUCCUGCAGAAGGGAAUGGUCGCCAAGGCCGUCCAUUUGUGUUGGGUUAUACAAGCUGGAUGGCACAGAGGCCCAGUUGACCUUUGGGGAAAUGGACGGAGGUGAUUCAGUAGCCUCCUCGCUUUGUUGUCGUGGCCUACCUUGACCCCUGUGGGGUCAGUUAGAUGUUUCAGCAGUGGAAGUGGACAUUCAUCCUGCCUUUAACUCACACGUGUUCAUGGAAGAGGCAUUGUUUCCCCCAGGUAUCUUUCAUAAUUAGAAAUGCCAGCUGUGCAGUGAUGCUAAUUAUCUUGUGAAUGUAUCCUACAAAGAACAGAAGGAACAGUUCCUUCAUUUUUAAUAUAGCAGCCAAAGCUGGCAAGAAGGUUGGAUUGAUGUAUCAGCCACAUUCUUUAUCUGCUGCAGUAAUAAAGACCAAAAACAA